This is a messenger RNA of Brassica napus (rape), 1833 nucleotides long. RefSeq lists its product as uncharacterized. NCBI's taxonomy places the organism in Eukaryota, Viridiplantae, Streptophyta, Magnoliopsida, Brassicales, Brassicaceae. The transcript has 2 exons. The record is from RefSeq and is a predicted model, not a curated record. Gene Ontology annotation, molecular function: nucleic acid binding; zinc ion binding. The coding region runs from base 309 to 1304 and encodes 331 amino acids.
AAAAAAAGUUUUGGCGUGAAUCACUUCUGAAGAGAAAUCCAGGAGGAGUGGUGGAAGAGAAACCCUGCUGGCUGAAGAAAAAUCCAGCCUUAAGACAGUUAAGGCGGAUCCAUAUCAAAAAUCUCUUCAUCUUACCUUCUCUUUUCUUUUUCUCACAAAAGUUUGUUUUGGAUUUUGAUUGCUGAAUUUUGACUGCCUAUCAUCCUUUGAACCAGUGAAAGAACUCUGAGUGACCAUCUAAAAAUCGUGAGCUAAACACUUUGAGAGUGUGAGGAUUUUUAUUUGCUAACCUUGUUAAGUGUUUCAGGAUGUUUGGACUUCUCAAGAAAUCAAAACCACUACAAGAUGAUGUCUACUUUCCUUUUAAAACUGUUGUUGAAAAGAAACAAUUGAUUUUUGACAAGAGACAGUUUGCUUCUAAUGAAUUUGAUUUUGUGCAGAAACAAAGGAAGAGACAAAACAGGUCCAAUGAUGAGAAGUGGGUUAGAAGUGGUGAUCGUUCCUUCACCAAAGCCAAGAGAAGCAACCGUGUAGUGCUUGAUCAAAACGAGCUUCAAACUUAUGCUAGUUUGGAGAAGAUGUUGCAUAACGCAAUUCAUGCUAUCCGACAGCUCAAAAGGAAGGGAAACACCAACACUUCUUCGGCACCAAAACAGCAAUGUAAGUCUUCUUAUCUUUCAAAUUCUGAUUUGAAAACUAAUGAGAUUUCUUUUGAUAAAAGCAAAGCUGUGAAACCCACAAGCAAAGCUCAUUCCACCAGGUGCUUCAAAUGCCAUAGGAUCGGUCAUUAUGCUAACAAGUGUCAAAAGCAAAAACCGUUGGUGACUUUGGAGAAUGAGAACCUUGAAACCGAGCCAGAAAAGGAAGAGCCUUUGCCAAUUCAAAUACCGGACCAAACUCAAGAUUUGAGGACAAAUCUUUUUGAAGAGGAAGGGAAUGAUGUGCCCUGGUUCGUGGAUCAGUCCAUUGGAGCCAACCAGCAUGGAGAUCAGGACGUUCUGAACAAUUUGACCGAGGUUCGUUCAUCCGACCGUACCGAUCAGACUGACCGAGCCGUCCCGCGUACGUCUCGAUUGGAGCUCCGGCUGGAACCACGUCCAGACGACCUAACCGACCGAACCACAGCCCGUCUUCCCCGACCAACUCGACAUUCUAAAACCCACGGUCGAGCCAGACUUAGCUUGGGUCGUGAAGAAACCAAAGACGGACAUGCAUUCUUAUCUGGCGGACCAUCCGGACAGUCCCGCAAGCGUCCUUAUCUUUACCCCGUGCAUCCAUCUGGUUCGGAUGAACCUGGACAGUAGCCGAAGGGUUUCCUUGACCAGAACGUGAACCGAAUGGUCAUCUUUGACUAAUCUGCAUGGAAGACUGAGUCUUUGACUCAUUAAUAAUAUUCUAGUCAAUGUUUCUAUUUUCUAUGCCUUGUUUUCCCACAAUUUUCUUUAAUUCUCUUUGACUACAAGUAGUAUAAAUAUGUAGUCCCUUUGAUGAAUAAAAUCAGUUCAUUUUUGUUGUUUAUUUUCGAUUAUUCUUUUCUCUGAGUGAGAGAGAGAGUUCUUAGCUAGUUCAUCGGUUUGAACCGGCUUGUUGAUUUGGUGGUCAGCCAAUCAUCUUUUGUGUCGUUUGGUGGUUAGCCAACACACCUUCAUCGUUUCUUAGGUGGUUAGCCUUAGAUCGUGGUAUAUCAAGAGUCAUUCCGCAUCUCUUGACGAUCCAUUCAUUCCAUUCCAGUUCCAUAAGUGCCAUCGCCUUCUCGGUUCAUAUCAAACACCAGGCCAAAGCCAUCCUUCCCGUUUUGGGCGUAUCAAUACAUCUCCCUCUGCUGCACCCGCU